AUGCAGUCUGCGGCCAUUCCCACGCUGCUACUCUUUCCUCUCUCCACCAUGCUAGGCUUCAAACUCUCGCAAGGUGUCCAAGACACCAUAACACCUCCGUUCGGCCACUCUUCCCUAUCCCCUGACACGCAGUUCUUAUCCUUUUGCAGGAUUCCGUCGGCCUACACGUGGGCAGCGGCUUACCCCACCUCGCAGCCCCAUGGGCCGCUGCUGGACAUGUCCCAAGGCGUCCCAGGCGACCCGCCUGACGCAGCACUCGUCUCCGCGCUGGGCAUAGCGUCGACUUCGUUGCAGAACUUUGGGUACUGUCCGUCCGAAGGGGAGCUGUCGCUGCGCCAGGCGAUAGCGAAAGAGAUGAAGGCUGUCUAUGGAAACGAGACGGGUGUGGUGGCCGAGGAUAUGAGCUUGACGGCGGGCUGCAACAUGGCAUUUGUCGCGGCAAUUGUGACCCUGGCGGACGCGGGUGACGAGGUUAUCCUGCCCGUGCCUUGGUAUUUCAAUCACCAAAUGACGCUCAGCAUGCUGGGGAUAACCACCGUUCCUCUGGAGACGCGUGCCCAAGACGGGUUCAUGCCUUCGGUCGAGCGCUGCAAGCUGCUCAUAUCUUCCAAGACCCGUGCCAUUGCACUAGUUACACCAAACAACCCAACUGGCGCGACAUAUCCGCCCUCCUUGCUGACCUCUUUUUCGGAACUGGCGCGGGAAAGCGGGGUCGCACUCAUCAUUGACGAGACGUAUCGGGACUUUAUUACCCCCGCAAGCCCUCCCCAUUCACUUUUCUCGUCGACCGCGUGGCGUAGCCAUCUCAUCCACCUCUUCUCCUUCUCCAAAUCGUACGCAGUGCCUGGCCACCGCCUGGGCCUCGUUGUGGCUUCCCCUGCAUUUCAGAAGCCGCUGGGAAAAGUGCUCGACACCCUCCAAAUUUGCGCGCCACGGCCGAUCCAGCUGGCGCUGGCCCCGCUGCUCGAUGCGGGGGGAUUGCGGGCCUCGAUAACGGAGACUGCGGCGCGAAUUCACGCCCGACACCAGCUCUUCCGUGCCUCUGUUCCGUCCAUCUGGAAAGUCGCGACCAGUGGGGGGUACUUUGCUUUCGUGCGCCAUCCGUUCGUGGGGCGGGGGAGCAAGGCGGUUGCGCAGCGGCUGGCAGAGGAGAUAGGCGUUGUUGUGCUGCCGGGCGCUUUUUUCCGUGACGAGAAGAAGGUGGAGCAGGAGGAUGACCGUUGGGUCCGGUUUUCGGUGGCGAACUGCGACGAAGAGCGUAUUAUCGGCGUCUGUCGCCGCCUGGAGGCAUGCGUCGCUGUCUUUGGGUGGGCAGUCGAUGCAUAA
Molecule: messenger RNA, 1326 nt
Organism: Mycena indigotica
Lineage: Eukaryota; Fungi; Basidiomycota; Agaricomycetes; Agaricales; Mycenaceae
Product: Aminotransferase class I and II
Exons: 5
Coding region: 1-1326 (441 amino acids)
Biological process (GO): biosynthetic process
Molecular function (GO): pyridoxal phosphate binding; catalytic activity
Source: RefSeq, a predicted model, not a curated record